This is a messenger RNA of Vitis riparia (riverbank grape), 2422 nucleotides long. RefSeq lists its product as uncharacterized. The record is from RefSeq and is a predicted model, not a curated record. The transcript is spliced from 12 exons. The coding region runs from base 219 to 2012 and encodes 597 amino acids. NCBI's taxonomy places the organism in Eukaryota, Viridiplantae, Streptophyta, Magnoliopsida, Vitales, Vitaceae.
ACCUACUUUCCCUGCACCACACAACACCAAGCCCCAAAACUUGAAAAGCUAGACAACAAAAGAACUCUCUUUCACUCUCUUCUCCGGCAAAUGGAACCUCUGCUCAAACUCAACCACUCCAAAACCCAGCUGUAAACCCCCUCCCUACACCUCCGCUACACUGAAUCCGAAACUCCCAGCGCUCCCACCAUCAGCCCCAGAACAUUCCAGAAUGAUCGAUGGUUGUGGCCAUGAUGAUGCAGCAGACUUCCUCUGCACCGGCGUCGCAGCCGAUCCCUCUCCCUUCCUCCACCUCCUCUCUUAGAUCCCCCUCCGCUGCCCCCCUCCAGCCUCAACUCCCCUCCCCGCUCUCCCUUGGCCCCGCAGCCCCGCAGCCUCCUCCGCCGUCGUCUCACCGUCAGCUGCCCCCUUCCGCCAUAGCCAUCGACCAUGUGGUGCCGAUCGCCGCCGCGCACCCUUCCGGAGAGCCGGCGCUGACUAUGGCAGUGCCGCUGGCGAGGGUCCGGCUCUGCGAUAUUGUGUCUUAUGAUGGUGCGCCGGCGGGGCCGUAUGUUCGAGCGGUGGAGGCGCUGUCGGGGUCUCUGAUGCGGCACAACGCCGCGGUGAUCGAGGUCGGGAGCGAGGACGCCGCGUUGAUGAGGUGCGGUUUGGAGUCGGCGAGGUUGUAUUUCAAGGCUAGGGCUUUGAGUGUUGGCACCGGAGGAGGCAAUUGGGGGAAGGGGAGUCGCGGUGUUUACAUGUACAGGGCGGGAAGGGCUUUGGAAGAUUCGGACUUGUCUCCUCCAUGCAUGGCUGAAGUUUUUAGAUGCAUGGGAAAAGCCGCUCGUGCUGCUCUGUGUGCUAUUGCAAGAUAUCUUCGUUUGCGAAGCGAUGUUUUCAAUCCUCUGCUUGAUGAUACCCCAUUGCCUAUUAAUGAGGCAUCCUCAUCAGUGCUUGUUGCAACCUACUCUCAUGGGUCCUUGCAAAAUGGCAAAGGAGCCAUUGGGGGAGGGAAGCCAGCUAUGAAUGGUGAAGUUGAGAAGGGUUUGCUGACAUUGAUUUCUUCGGAUAAUCCUGGUCUUCAGGUUUGUGACCCCAAUGGUCGUUGGUACCUGGCAGAUGGUGGGUCAGCUCCUGGGGAUCUUUUGCUGCUUACUGGGAAGGCGCUUAGCCAUGCUACUGCUGGCCUUCGUCCUGCUGCCACCUAUAGAGCUGCUUCUGAUUACACUUCAGGCACUGCUAGUGGAAGGACAUCACUAGCAUUUAGGCUCAUGCCGCAGGGCAAUGCUAUAUUAGAUUGUUCUCCAAUUGCUGCUGCUGGUCAUGUAAUUCCACAGAGCUAUGUACCAAUCUCUGUAAGCCAAUUUAUGGAUGACCUUUCUGCUGAGGAAGAUGGACUGUGCAACCCUUCCGAUAGCACUUAUGUAGCUCGAAAUAAUUUUAAUAGGGAACCAUCAUUAAGAAGUGUGCUGUCGGAUCCCUUAUCGGGUGCAUUUCUUGAAGAUGCAAUGGUUGUUUCAUGCGGGCACACUUUUGGUGGUCUCAUGCUGAGAAAGGUCAUUGAAAUGUCAAGAUGUACUCUUUGCAAUGCAGAAAUUGAUACCAGUUCUUUGAUCCCUAAUCAUGCUCUUAGAGCUGCAGCUGCCGCUGUAAAACAUGAGGAUGAUCGGAGGCUUUUUCAUAAUGCUGCUCUCCGGAAGCGUCGGAAAGAAGUUGGUGAUCAAACAGAUUCAAUAAGAAGAUUAAACAGGGAAAAUGGAGAUAUUAGUGCUGAUGAUGGGAUGCACAGAGGCGUGCAGUAUCCAUUUUCAGUAAAUGAGAAAGUGAUAAUUAAGGGAAAUCGAAGGACACCGGAUAAAUUUGUUGGGAAGGAGGCUGUCAUUACAUCCCAGUGUUUGAAUGGCUGGUACCUGCUUAAGAUUAUUGGAAGUGGGGAAAGUGUUCGCCUACAGUACCGUUCAUUAAGAAAGAUCUUGAACUCCCAUGCAGCUGACGACAGAUGUCCAUCACAGCCAAUUCAGAGCAGCGGCUGAUAGAUUUCAAAUUUAUUUUUAGUUUUAACAAAGUCCUUUCAUCCCGGUAGGGCACACGUAGUAAGAUUUCACUCCAGCUCUUAAGGGAAAAAAGAAGAAAGAAAAAAGAAAAAGAAAAGAGAAUGUAAUAUCGGUUUUCUUGUAAGAUGCUGUAUUAGAAUGUGAGUUCAUUUAGGUAGAGAAGAGGAAGUAGCUGGUUUGGACCCACGAGUUGCAGUUUAGAAGCAUGUAAAGCAAAAGGAAGGAGGAUUGAGAUAAUACGGCCAUGUUUGGAGCACAAUUUUAUGCCCUGAGAUAUUCCAAAUUCUAACAUUGGAUUUGUGUUCCCUCUUGUAUUUAUCUCUCUUGAGAAAUCAUGAAGUGUUUACUAUAUAAUGCAAUGGAAUAUUUCAGAUGCAUUUGGAUCGUUC